Messenger RNA from Perkinsus marinus ATCC 50983, 704 nucleotides. Its product is annotated as DNA-directed RNA polymerase II 16 kDa polypeptide, putative. The coding region runs from base 214 to 675 and encodes 153 amino acids. Gene Ontology annotation, biological process: nuclear-transcribed mRNA catabolic process, deadenylation-dependent decay; transcription initiation at RNA polymerase II promoter; positive regulation of translational initiation. Gene Ontology annotation, cellular component: RNA polymerase II, core complex; P-body. The record is from RefSeq and is a predicted model, not a curated record. Gene Ontology annotation, molecular function: nucleotide binding; translation initiation factor binding. The transcript is spliced from 5 exons. Lineage: Eukaryota; Perkinsozoa; Perkinsida; Perkinsidae.
AACUGUAAAAUUCACAUGCGAACUCAAGUAGUAUGUUCACAAACUGAUGGGAAGAUUUCCUCAGAAUUUUUUUCAUAUUGUUAUCACCAACACAUGUGGUUGACCAUGUACAUAUUUUGUCACACUUUUUAUCAAUCUAUCCGAUUCCGAUAGUUUUUUGUUGAGUUUCCCGUGGGAUGAAUGUCGUAGGUAGAAGUAGUUGCCUGAGUAUAAAUGGAGGAUCAUCAGGAUUCCGCGGAGCUUAAUUUCGAUCCGGUAUGGCAGAAAGCGCAGUGUCUGAAUAUAUGUGAGGUAGAACAGCUUCUACGACAGCCUUACGCCCGUUUGGUUGAGUCGGGUCGUACUAGUGCUAAGACACAAUGCCUAGAGCAGAGUUAUAAGCAUGCACUCAGGUUUUCCAAAAUUACAGACCCUGAAGCCUUGACGGAGCUGCGUGCAGCACUCGAGGACUGGGAGCCACCUACUGCGGCUCAGGGAGGCAAGUUGCACAGCUUCGAGAUGGCGCAGUUGGUGUCGUUACUGCCAGAAAACGCGAGUGUGGCGAAAUCGUUGAUACCGAGUAUGUCACGAUAUAGUGACAAUGAUCUCGAUCAGCUGCUCGCUGACAUAACUACUUACAAGAGUUUUGGUGGCGGUAUGGGUCUGGAAGAGGACGGUCAAGACGAAUUGAUAUGAGACAUUAUAGAUCAUCCAACUUUCACUUG